GUUCUCGGCUCUGAGGCUGUGGGAAGAUGGCUGCGGCCGUGGUGGCCUUGGCGUUGCCGGUCACCUUCAGGCGGCUGGUGUCUACGUGCGGCCGCAGCGUCCUGAGAGCGUCGGGGCCCGAAGCGGCUUCCCUGUGGUCUGCUUCUCGAAGGUUCAGUUCACAGAGCGCUUCAUUUCCACAAGGAUACGUUCCUAAAACAUCGCUGAGUUCUCCACCUUGGCCAGAGGUGGUUCUGCCAGACCCUGUUGAGGAGACCAGGCACCAUGCAGAGGCCACGGGGAGGGUGAACGAGCUUAUCGCCACGGGCCGGUACGGCAGGCUCUUCGCUGUAGUGCACUUUGCCGGCCACCAGUGGAAGGUGACCUCUGAGGACCUGAUUUUAAUUGAAGGCGCGUUAGACGUUGCUUGUGGAGAGAGGAUUCGGCUGGAGAAGGUCCUGCUGGUUGGGGCCGACGACUUCACGCUGCUCGGCACGCCGCUCCUCAGAAAGGAUCUUGUUCGAGUAGAAGCCACGGUCAUUGAAAAGACAGAGUCAUGGCCAAAAAUCAGUAUGAAGUUUAAGAAAAGGAAAAACUACAGAAAGAAAAGAAUUACUGUGAACCCCCAGACCGUCCUCCGGAUAAACAGCGUUGAGGUCGCUGCACGUUUGUGCUGACGCCCUGCUGACGCUGACGGAAGUGUGAAAAUAAACUCGUUUUCUGAGGA
Camelus dromedarius (Arabian camel) is the source of this 706-nucleotide messenger RNA. RefSeq names its product mitochondrial ribosomal protein L21 (gene MRPL21). Lineage: Eukaryota; Metazoa; Chordata; Mammalia; Artiodactyla; Camelidae. Gene Ontology annotation, cellular component: mitochondrial large ribosomal subunit; ribosome. Bases 27 to 656 code for a protein of 209 amino acids. Gene Ontology annotation, biological process: translation. The record is from RefSeq and is a predicted model, not a curated record. Gene Ontology annotation, molecular function: RNA binding; structural constituent of ribosome. The transcript has 7 exons.